This is a messenger RNA of Ceratina calcarata, 2300 nucleotides long. RefSeq names its product Regulator of cullins 2. The transcript has 2 exons. Gene Ontology annotation, molecular function: zinc ion binding. The record is from RefSeq and is a predicted model, not a curated record. Bases 593 to 910 code for a protein of 105 amino acids. Lineage: Eukaryota; Metazoa; Arthropoda; Insecta; Hymenoptera; Apidae.
CUACAGUCCAUAACUCUAAUUUUACAACAAUUGAACUUUCACGUGUUUGUUGAACAAAUUAAAACAUUUUCUUUUCAAACUAUUAUCAAAUGAAAAGAGCUAAUAUUUAAUGAAUACUAUGAACCAACGAACUGUUUCUCAAGCACUAAUAACAGAUACUUGUAUAAGCACCUAAGAUCUCAAACUUAUCUUAUUUCUUGAAAUUUCUUUAUUAUUGUACUGCUACUUGUUAAUUAUUUUCAAGCUUCUGUCGUGUGAUGGCAGCACAAUGCAAAGAAAAAGCAUUAUGUUAUCACAGUGACAUUAUCAGUCAGUGACAGUUAUUGAAACUUUGUCGGAACCGGAACCGCGUGCUCGAUGUUCAAAUAGCAUUACUUGACUCUUUGUACGGCAUUGUAUGCCGAAUUUACUUAUGUAUGUGCAUUGCAUGUAUUGAUUACUUUGCAAUUUAAUGUCAUUUAUCGCGCACGCGACGAAGUUUUAUAAACACACAAAGUAUAUAAAUUCGAACAACUGUUUAUAAAAUUUUGAACGAACGCACAUGUUUUUAUACUUCGCAACGAUUCGUCAUUCGAUAACCUAAAAAGUCGAUAUGGCCGAAUCGGAACAAGAUUCAUGUGAUCGCGGUGAAAAUGACAAUUUAAAGACUGACAAAAUGUUUAUAUUGAAAAAAUGGAACGCCGUGGCUAUGUGGAGUUGGGAUGUGGAGUGUGACACCUGUGCGAUUUGUCGAGUUCAAGUUAUGGACGCGUGUCUUCGGUGCCAAGCAGAGAGCAAAGAGGACUGCGUUGUCGUCUGGGGGGAGUGCAAUCAUUCGUUUCAUUAUUGUUGCAUGUCUCUUUGGGUCCAACAGAACAAUCGGUGCCCGCUAUGCCAGCAAGAAUGGUCCAUUCAACGGAUGGGAAAAUAACCGAAGAAGUCAAGAAAUUUUUUGAUCAUUACUCAUCCCUUCUUCCGUCUAUCUCUCUACCUAUUCUAUCGCUCAACUUUCUCUCUUCAUCAGACAUACUCCCCGUCUACUCACGAUUCUUGAUGACUAUCAAAAUUAUUUAAUCUUCAGACGUUUUGCUACGUCAUAAGAUAUAUGAUCAAGAUAUUGGAGAAGUUCAAUGUUCCGCGCGACGAAGUCCAUGAUACGCGUGACUAACAAUAAAAUAUAUUUGAUUGAUAAGCCACGUUUUUCGUACAAUUUCCAAUAAAAGCACGUUCAUUUCAAAUACUUUUGUAGAAUUCUUUUAAUAGUUUAUUAAGUUCAUCUGGAAGAGAAAUCUUUCUUCUUGUGUUCAAUUAAAACUUUACAAAUCAUUACAUUUAACAUUUUGCAGUUUGGUAAGGUGCGAUACGAGCUGCACAUAUAAUCGCGAUCCAACUUUCGAAGGUCGCUCUUCUCUUCUUUGCUCUUAACCUGUUCUCUUCUACUAUCCCCGUCUGGUUUCUGUUGAUUCUUCCUUUUUAUUCCCCUUCCUCCUUGUCCUGCAGCCUCGGUCAGGGCGCCGUUCGAUAGUUACUCGGAAUCACGUGUCGUCAUUACCACGGGAGGCUCGUCCGGAGGCUCGACCAAUCGAAUAGUAGAAGGGCAUAAAAGCGUUUAUAUUUAUGACCUCGCAGUCGCUGCCGCUUCUUGUGAUACCCUUCUUUUCCUUCCUUUUUUAAAUCCUAUGCUGUAAAAUCUUCGGUCCUUCUCCUUGACUAUCCUCCGAGUCUUGUCUGCCCCCACUUCUUUAUCUAUCUUUGUUUCUGAACUGACGCAAAGAUAACUCGUGGUUACACGCACGGAAUCUACCCACUGUAUGCUUUUCUUUCCCCUUUCGCUGCGUCCUCUUCUCUAUACAUAGAACUGACGCCGCGUUCACGAAAGUCACAAUGACGCAACAACCUAGAUUUUUAGUACCGUCAGAAUUAGUUGUUAUCUAGUCGAAAUUGUGCUGAUCCACAUUCGUAGAACUUUGAGCCUACAGAUAUAAAUUUGUACAGUGGGACAUUUCAUAGGAAAAGGUAUAUUCGUCAAUGGAAUUACAGACCUACAAAUCAAUAUUGUAAACGUUUAGCCGUUUAGCGUAAAAAAUUAUCUUACUUAUGCUUGAGAGACAUUUAUGUUAAAGACAAAAAUAGAAUAUUUUAGUUGGAAGAACGUUUAGCAGUCAUUCAUUUCAUAAGCAUUUGAUAUCUUAAUCUUUGUAAAACUGUUCGUCAUUGGUAGAAGUGUAUUGAUUUGGCGUACUCAUCUCUUACGUUUAAAGUGUAUAAAGUAUGUGUAUCAAUGCGAUCAGAUUAAGAAAAUAAAGCCGCCUUACAAUUAA